Messenger RNA from Oncorhynchus mykiss (rainbow trout), 3127 nucleotides. RefSeq names its product ankyrin repeat and sterile alpha motif domain containing 3 (gene anks3). Gene Ontology annotation, molecular function: protein binding. The record is from RefSeq and is a predicted model, not a curated record. Lineage: Eukaryota; Metazoa; Chordata; Actinopteri; Salmoniformes; Salmonidae. Gene Ontology annotation, cellular component: cilium.
AAUGACUACAACUACCAGGAAUAUUGACUGCACAACUUUGGGCAGUCACCCGAGCAAAUGUAAUUGUAACACAAGCAAACGAGAAGUCUUGAAGACUAGGCAACUGAAGAAAAACUCAAUAACUAGUUUUUACGAUUACAGCCGUGCAGGGGGAGCUUGCCUGGUCUGGGUUGAGAAUGUCGGAGUUGAGCGACGAGGCGAGUGAAUCGGAGCAGUUUGGUGUCAGUCUCUCCCUGUGGCUAGGGGAUAUUAACACUUUAGUACGACCUGAGGAAUUGGAUGUUCCCCUCGACCUCCACACCGCCUGCUCUAUUGGCCAGUAUGAUGUGGUAUCAGAGUGUAUUAAAAAAGGGGAGGUGAAUUUGGACAGCAAGAACAUUGGUGGCUGGACUCCUCUGAUGUAUUCCUCAUAUAUUGGGCAUGACAACAUUGCUAAUCUUUUGCUGGAGGCUGGAGUGAACGUUAAUGCCACCACUGGCAAAGGUCUGACACCCCUUAUGCUGGCAGCGAGCUGUGGGAAUGAAAGCAUUGCAUACUUCCUUAUGCAGCAAGGUGCUGAAUUGGAGCUGAAGGACUCUCGAGGCUGGACAGCCCUGUACCACUGCACCAGCACUGGCCACCAGCAGAUGGUCAAGUUCCUGUUGGAUAGCAAUGCCAAUGUCAAUGUGAGAGAGCCAGGGUCUGGCUUCACUCCGCUGAUGGAGGCUGCUGCUUCUGGACAUGAAAUCAUUGUACAAUGCCUCCUUGACCAUGGUGUCAAAGUAGAUGAGCGGAAUGCCAAAGGAGAGACCGCCCGUGCCCUCGCUAUGAUGUACGGCCACACAAAGAUCGCCAGCCUCAUUGACAUGCGCUCUCCUAAAGUCAAAGCAGGACACUUUGAGGACCUGAGCUCGUCGGAGGACUCUGACAGCAGUGCUCCCCCCAGACUGAGUCGCUUGAGUCGCAGCCGAGCCAAGGGCCCCAGCAUCCACGAUGGGCCUCAAGCCAUCGCCAAAUUCAGAGUGGGAGGCCCCAGCAAACACUCAGAGCCAGCGGUUGCGCCCCCGGGAUACAUUGCAUUCCGUGAUGUCGGGGAGCAGAGUGAGGGCAUGUGUUUCCGUGACGUCACCUCACCUAUCAACGAGCUGGACGGUCAGAGCAACAGCAGCAGAGAUGAGAGCCCCUUCUUUGAUAACGACAUGCCCACCAUGAGGAGCAGCAGUAGCAGCAGCGAGGGACUUCCCCGCGUGAUCGGACUUAGCCGGGAGGGCUCGCUGGAGAGUAACGAGGACUCGGAUCAGGCUAAAAAGAGCUGCUCCCGCCGCGCAAACAAGGGUCAUCACGGUAAAGGCAAGGGUCGCCAUGGUAGCAGCAGUGAAACGGUGCAGCCCGGUGGCCCAGGGAACUGUGGGAUGCGCUCGCCUGUAGGUGGUCGUCCCAACUAUGCAGGUCCCAAGGAUCUGGCUGAGUUCCUGGAGCAGAUUGGCUUUUCCAAGUACCUCCCCCUGUUGGAGGAACAGGACAUUGACCUAAGGAUAUUCCUCACCCUCACAGAGAAUGACCUUAAGGAAGUGGGAAUCACGCUUUUUGGACCCAAGCGCAAGAUGACCUCAGCGAUUGCACGUUGGCACAGUAGUGCCCGGCCACCUAGUGAUGCUCUGGAGCAGGCCUACGCUGACCAGCUGGAGGCUGAGAUGCAGGAGAUGGCCAUUCAGCUACAUAAGCGGUGUGAGGAGGUGGAGGGCCUGCAGGGCCAGAUGUCUCAGGAGAAAGAAUUGCGCACAGUGAUGGAGGGAUGCCUGAUGGAGUACAAGAUGGCCUGGAGGAAGGUGCACACAGAGCUGGUAGACAACCACAGGCUGGCCCAGGACAUGAAUGCCGUGCUAGAAAAGGCCCGCGCCUGCCGCUGCGAGCUCCUGUCUCGCCUCAGUGCCGACGGCAAUGGCAGUCCUUACCGCGGCGACGGAAAACUGAAAGGCGAUACUGGUGGAAAAGGUGGAGAAGGCUUGAAGUCCACCAGUAUCUCUGAGUUAAUGACAACACUGGAUUCGUAUGAAGAGGAGCUAGGGGAGACCCUCCAGGCUGUCCUGCAGAACCUGAGAAGACUGAGUGUCCCAGAGAAGGUCACAGACAGCUGGGAACAGCCUUAGGCAGUACUGGCUUCCUGACAAUGCUGACGGAGGGUGAACAUGCCACCCUGAACACACUCAAUGGACUGGGAGUGGGCCAGACCAGCUGGCCUGACUGGAUACAGUGGGAUGAGGACCAGUGUUCCCAGGCGCUCCCGAAUGGGACAGGGGUUGUGGCCUCUAGCCUGGCCAAAGAUGGAAGAGGCCAUUGGCAGCUACUGCAGGGAUAUGACAAACGGGCAAGGGCAGCUGUCCCUCACAUGCCUGUGCUGGUGAUGGUGGACUGCCUCAGUUGAAUUAGGAGGUGCAGUCGGGGGAAAGCUGAUAAACCAGCAAAGCUGUCUGGCUGUAGAUCCUAUACUAUAUGUAUGAGACACAUGCAUGCUGUGAUCAAUGAUGCAGCCAAACAAAAUAAAGAUCACUCAUGUUUCUAACUAACCUGAUCUUUGACAUGAAGAGAAUAAAUGUACAUGAAUUGAUCAUUUUAGAUUUUAAAAAAAAUAUGUUUUGUUGCAUGUUAGUGUCAUCCUGCUGAAUGUAACCUCCCUUGUUAAUCUUUCACCACGCCUGUGUUACUGUCUUCUAUAAUGUUUACCUGUGUUUUGUGGGAUGAUUUUUUUUCAAACUUUCCAUUUUAUUGUUCAUGUUCAUAUGUUAAGUAUGACUUCGGUGAAUGUAGUGUGUAAUCAAAAGCGCAAUAAAUGUUGUCGUGGCAGUCUAAAACCUGUGCAUUAUUAGGUUAACUUUCCAGGCAAUUUUAUCUUAAUGGUAAUUUCUCAACAUUGUAGUAUACCAGUCUUACUUUCAUUAUUAAUUACAUGUUUAAUUAAGGUGUAAGCACAAUUUAGUCUGUGUAAUCUAUUCCUUUUCAAAUUCUAGUUCCGUAAGCAUUAUGGCAAUAUGUCCCAUUCAAAAGGUCACUCACUGACUGGUUUAUGAUACAGCUGAGCUUCAAAAUAUUUUAUUGCCAUAGAAAACAGUGCUGGAGAUUCCUUUCUGAUGAAUAAAGGCCACAUCAU